Messenger RNA from Sitodiplosis mosellana (orange wheat blossom midge), 4177 nucleotides. RefSeq lists its product as uncharacterized. The transcript has 3 exons. Lineage: Eukaryota; Metazoa; Arthropoda; Insecta; Diptera; Cecidomyiidae. The record is from RefSeq and is a predicted model, not a curated record. Bases 685 to 3936 code for a protein of 1083 amino acids.
GCCUCUUGAAAAGAAAAAUCCAUAAAAACUGUAGACUUUACAAUUUAUAGAUAAGAUAAAUUUUGGGUUGUCGUUAAUAAAAACGCAAUUUAUGAACAAAGCAAAUGAGCGUCUUCGUUGCUCGAGUUGAUUAUUUUUUUGUGUCUUUUUUUUAUAUAUAUAUAUUUUUUUCGUUUUUGAACGGUUUGAGUUUCUAAAGGAAAACAUUUCCCAUUGUGUGAUAUUGUUGGUUUUGCUGUUGCCGUCGCUGUUGUCGUCGGUCGUUGUCGACCGCUGCCUCGCAUCGAAUCGGUUCUCUGUCUGUAGCUGUGUGCGCACACACACAAACCAACUGACAUUUCAUUCGAGAUAUUUUAUUGUGGAUUACCGUUUCGCACUCUUCUACCAUACACAUCGUUCGAAUGUACUGCCAGACGUCUUUGCACUCUCAUACGAUGUGCAUGUGAACCAACACUGAAUCUGUGUGUAUAAAAAUAGUAAACAACGGAAAGAAAUACCUUCGGUUGGAUUUUACGUGAAUUUGUCAAAAAGAAAUGAAGUGUUUGUAAUUGCAGUUACAAGUGACGUUUACAACGCAAGUGAAGUUAUCAAAAUCUAUUGCGAUUAUAUUACAGAAAAAUCAAUUCCGAAUGGUUGUUUAUUGUGGCAAACGGGGUUUUCUUUCAUUAAUUUCAUUUGAUUACUAUGACAUCCGAAACAUUGAACGGAAUUGACAAUUUCUCAUCCAAUUUGGCAUUUAACAAUGAUCAAAACAGCAACGCGCUACAAACAGAUCAUGAAGAUGGUACCAAUUUUCGAGAUGAAAUGGAUUCGCUUUUGAGUAAUCCAGCGUUCAUCGAUGCUUUAAAUGUGGCUAACUUUGAAACAGUGAACAAUGAUGAUGCUAACGAUGUGCCGUCACACGACGAAAACAAUGCAGUGGUUGAUGUCAAUGUCAAUGAUGAUGACGAUGUAGCCAGUGAAGAAGCAAAUGACCUGGAAACGGAGAAAUAUAAUAACGAAUGCAAUUCAAAUCUUGUAUAUCGGCCGAUUGAAAAACUGCGAAUUGUAAUACCGACCAUGUCAUCACCGAUUAGUAUGCAUUCAUCAUCAUCCGAAUGCAGUUCACCGGUUCGAUCGAAAAAGAAUAAAAAACGUUUUUGCAUCAAAUGUAAUAUACGUUUCAAGCACACCGUCGAUUGGUUGAAACAUUUAGAAAAGCAUGUUAGUUUACCAUCGAUAAAACUAAUGCAAUUGGACACAAACAACGAACUUUACAAAGACUAUCUGGAGCGAUGUAAAACAGCAACGAAACGUAGGCCAUCGUCAUACAGUGAAAACGGAAACGAGUCCGAACAUGAGCAUGAACAUUUAAGGAUUCGCUUAAAAAUUCCACGAACUGAAGCUUCCGAUCAAGUGGGUGAAAAUGGUAUAAGUGAGAAUCCAUCAGAGCCAAUAGCCACGAUGGUCAACACGGAAAAAACUCCGCCAACUCCUCCGAUUAAUGGAUGCCGUAUUCGAGUGCUGCGAGCAGAGGAAAUUAAACAAAGUCCACCGAGAACCUCACCAAUUCAUAUCCAUUUACCGGAUAAUGCAAUGGUGUCAUUGCCAUCGGACAAUCGCAUUCACUAUGAGUGCCCGUCACUCGAUGGGCUCAGUCAAUUUGCUGAAGAGGCAAUGAACGAAGAAUCAAACGCACAAAUUUUGAAGAAAUUACUCGAAACGUCAAAUUUACCGCCCGAAUCAGGUGAAUGGGAUUCAACGCAGGUAAAUGAAUUCAUCUCAAUCGAUCGUUUAGCGCACUUAUGUAAAACAUGUAACGAAAAGUAUCCCAGCCUCAAUUUAUUGCACGAGCAUCAACGAUUGACUGGCCAUGGACACUCACAAUUUCCAUCGAUACUCGAGCCAAUUCAAGAAAUGAUCGUCGAUCCAGUGCAGCAAUAUCGUCCGCCGCAAACCAGCCGAUUGGAACACCUAUUGGCUCAACAGAAAAAUAGUCUGCCACCACCGCUAACACAGCAACAACGACCACCACCGCCAAUGUAUGGCCAACCACCUGAACUUCCAAUUCAUCAAAUGGAAAAUCAAGUUCGUAGCUUUGCGAACAUGCAACAAAUGCCAAAUCGUCCACGAUUUCCGAUGCAACCGACAAGGCAUCCAUCACAAGUUCCUCCUAAUUAUCCGAUGCACCGUUAUCCACCGCACAUGCAACCACAGUCACAAAUGGUUCGACCGAAUGGUAUGCAAUCCAAUCAACCGAUCAAUAUGACACCGUUCCUAAAUAUGAGCCCGGAUAUGUACAAUCCACGACAGUCAAACAAUAACAACAUUCCAAUGAAUAGUAGCGGCUUGAAUGCAUUCAACAGAGGCCCAGCUCCAAUGAUGAACCGUUUUAUGCCGCAACAACAACAACAACAACAACAGCAACAUCAACAGCAACAAUAUCCGCCGCCGCCACAAAAUCCCAGUGAUAUGAUGCACCGUUUUUCAUUGCAGCAACCACUACAACGAUCUCCAAUGAAUGGACCAUUGAACGUGCGACCUGCUCGCAAUGUGCCGCCGUGUCCAAUCCGACCGAUUAUGGGUAAUUCACCACCAAAUCGACCGAGUAUGGGCCCAUCGCCACCAAUGCGACCAAAUAUCGGCAACUCACCUCCAAUACGGCCGAAUAUGGGUCCAUCAUCACUGAUGCAAAGGCAACCACCGAUGGCAAUUUCGUUGGACGAAAAUCAAAGGGCUCGUUUCAUGAUGCGAAUGCGAGAACUUGAAAAUCGACCAUUUAUAUCGAAUGCACCACGCACUGAAGGAUUGCCUGUGAUUGAAUCUGUACAAAGUGGAGCGAUUACAUUGAAUACGACAAAAAAACCCACUGCUGAAUCAACACCAAAAACCAUUCAAAUAAACGAUCAAAUCACACUAAGUGUGAAAAAUAAAGAGCCUAUUACGACGGGUAAAAUCGCCGAAAAACGCACAACACCUCCGGCAGCUGAUAGCAAUACAGUUGCGAAUAUACUGGAAAAACGCGGCAUCACCGUGAAAUCAACGACAAAAUUGGCGGAAAAAUCAAAAGCCAUCGAUGAUUCCAACAAAACACCGUACGCUUCAGCCGAUGCAGCCGUGCAGAAGCUCCAAAUGAAUAAUUCGGUCAGCAUUAUACAGAGGAAAAAGGUAGUUACUCCGCCUGCAGCUCCUGCUUCGACUUCGACUUCGGCUACGGCUACGGCCACGGCUACAGCUACUACUACAACUGCUACUGCUAAUGCUACUCCGGUCGUUGUCGAAGAAACAAUUGACUUAUCUGACGAUGAUGACACUCCAGCCGAACCAUUCAAGAAGCCCAAACAAACGCCAACAAAACAACCCACCGUUCUAAGGUGUCCAUUGAAAAGUUGUGCCAUGAAAUUUUCGAAUGUAAAAUCGUUGCGUGAGCAUGAGCAAAAAGUGCAUCAAGUAACACGGUUGAGUAAAUUCAAAUGUACCGUUUGUUCGCUCCGUUUUGUAUCGUCCGACGCAGUCAAAGCGCAUAUACGAAAAACACAUGCCGGCCAAUUGAAAUCACAACCCGAUUUUGGUAUUCCGAUUGUCAAUUUUAACGAUCCAGGCAUUCGUAAGAAAAUGUUAUCAUUGGGAUUCACCAAUUUCCUACCGAUAACCAAUGCUCGUUUGGACAAAUCCGAAGUCUUUGGCAUGCCAAUCAUCAAUAUUAACGGGCCAUCGGUCAACAAUCUCAAGAAUAUCUUCGAUAGUGAAUCAAUAAAAGUUUUGCCAAUCAACUCGAUGCGAACAAUACCACGGCCAAAAGUUACAGCAACAACAUCUCCUCAGCCAAAUCGAUCCAUACAGAAACCGCCACCGCCGCCAUCUAAUCAUUUAAAUGAUCCAAAUCUUUUAAAUGGUCCAAAUCAUCCUAACACACCUACCACUUCAACAGACCUACUGUCGACUGCACAAAAAUAAUAUUGCGAAUUAACUCAUAUCUGCUUAAUAGAAUGUAAAAAUUCUGGAAAUGUUACAAAGCAAAGAAAAGAUUAUGACUCAGCUAAAAUGAUAUCGUUGUUGUGUAUCAUUUAUUUCUUGUUGAAAACAAGUUCAAUGACUUACAGUUUUUUUUUUGCAUUGCAAAUAAAAUGAAAUUCCCUUGGCAUCUUUGAAUGUAUAUUUAGAAUAAAAUGAAAAAUCAACUAUUUUUUAUCAGAAA